UAAAGUAAUAUGAUAAAAGAAAAAAAGGCAAAGUAAAAUUACUAGUAUCACACAUCAAAUCGAUGGGAGAAGAAUUAACAAAAAGGAUUCUACAGUGUAUAUUAACAGAACAUUUCUACCGGGAAAACCUCGAGGAAUAGAAUAUGUCGUGCGAAUUCUUCACUAGCGGCACACCGCAUAGUCCUGACAGUCGUGUCAAAAGGCUAAUGUACAAGAAAUAUCUUCAGGCUUUCAUCCCAAUCACACAACAAGCCAAAGAUGAAUACGGUCAGCAGUGCACUACUGCAAUAAUAGAUGGCUUUGCUGGUGCUGGUCGUUAUGGUGACGAAUGGCCGGCUGAAAUUGAAGCCUAUGGUUCUCCACUGAUUGCUCUGAUGGUGAGCUUGAACCACUUCUACCGAAAAGAGCAUGGGAAUGACAAACUCUGGAGGAUACAGUCAAGUGAGAGAGACAUCGACGCCGAGAUUGUUGAUAUGGUCGCAACGAUGUCACUUUCAGAAAACGCAUCCAAUGUAGAGCCGAAAAUAGAGCUGUGUUUCAUGGAAAAUGAUGAUGCAUGUUUUAAAAGUUUGAAGGAUAAUAUCGCUGAAGUUCUCGAGUAUUUCUUUCCAAAUCCAGAUGUUUCAUACACAGAAAGCGAAACAGAAGAUGGCCACUAUCAGUUCAAAAUAACGCACCCAAAUUAUCCCAUCUCCUGCAAACUGAUUAACGAAGAAUUUACCAAUUGCAUACCCGAUAACUUACUAAUAAACAAUGAUUCGAUAAACAAUGAUUCGAUAAAGUGCCUAAUAUUCCUUGAUCCUUUUUUCUUCUCCCAAACGCCGAUGACUCAUGUUGAGAAAUAUGUCGGACCUGGCAAUUUUCUGCUGAUCAAUUUCAUGAGUAGCUUUGUAAACAGAAUGAAUGAAACCUUGUCUGAAAGAAUUGAGGCACUUUAUGGGAUUCCGUACCUGCGUAUGAAGGCUUUAGAAAAGGGAAUACCAACAGGGUCGUUGGAUGAGUACGUCACGUAUCUUGUGCGACAGUUCGAUGGUAAAGGCAAUGGAGGGCGGCGGAACAACAUUCAGAGCCGUGCAGCCACCUAUGAAAGAAUGCUGAAGAACGUUUUCGGAACUGCGACGAUGCCUCUUACUUUUGAGAUGAGAGGGAGAAAGAACAACAUUAUUUAUCAUCUCAUUUUCAUCACUGAUGAUAUUAAAGGCGUUGAAAUCAUGAAGGAAGCGAUGCAUUGUUGCUCCCAGGUUGAGAGUGAAUUGCGCAUGUCUAAUUAUCAAUUGUGUAGAAAUGACUGCAUAAUGAAUUUGGGAAAUACUAAAGAUGUAACCGUCGUCGCUGACACCCUUUAUGAAAAAUUUGAAGGUUGUUCCAAAGUCAAGAUUUCGCAAGUAAAAGACUAUGUUCUUCUUGAAACACCAUACGUUUUUCGCAAGCAAUGUCUUGCUGGUAUGGAAAAAGAUGGAAAGUUAGUACAUGUUGUUGACAUCGGUCUGCCGCCAAUGCGGAGAGAGGUACAUCCCAGCGUACACUGGACAACAGUCACAACAUGGUACCUGACUUUCCCUCCGACGGAAGAGACAGUUAAUCUUGCUAAGAGCAUAUAUGAAAACUUCGCUCGUGGUGAUCAACCUGUACCACUGAGUUACAUUAAGAAAAUGUUACGAGACCAAGAUUUCAAAGAGAAUGCACUCCUCAUGAUGGCUUCGGAGAGAGAUCCAAGAUGUUAUAUCUGUUACAAGUGCGAUAUGUUUAUGUUCGAUCAACCCGAAUGGACAUGCGUAUUAAGCAGUGACAGGGAAUGGUAUAUCGUAUUCAGACCACCUGCAAAUCAACAAAUCAAUGGUCAGAUCGUCCCUGGUACUUGUCCCAUCGAAUCUUAUUUUCCAUAUCAACCAAUAUCUUUCUGAGCCCGGCAUACCGCAAGUCGUCUGUCCUGCCGAAGAUAGUACAAAUGGAAGGAAAAAACUGUGCUUUAAAAACGCCCAAAAAAAAAACAACUUUUCAACACGUGACCAAUUCUCAAAUUUCGCUUUUUUUUCAGAAUGGUUAUUAGUUGACACUUUAGUUCUAAAUAACGAGAACGAUGUAAUUGUGACAUAGAUUAAUUAUGGAGAGUGACAAAAGUAACAUAUAAACUGUUGCAUGAAAUUCAUUUAAAAUUGUUUGCUAACUAUUGAAAUAUUUGUACACUCUGCAAUGAAAGAGCUAUAACAUACUGGUUGAAAUGUUCGAAAAAAAAAACCAAAAAACAUGCAACAAUGACUGUGGUAAAGAUUAUUUAUUGAACAACUAUUUGUAACAAGUUUCAUUGCAGUGCUUUUUAUAUAAAAGUUUAUUUUGGAAAUAAUUACAUAAAUUUUAGACAAGCUGUCA
This is a messenger RNA of Mercenaria mercenaria, 2370 nucleotides long. RefSeq lists its product as uncharacterized. The record is from RefSeq and is a predicted model, not a curated record. The transcript has 2 exons. The coding region runs from base 144 to 1904 and encodes 586 amino acids. Lineage: Eukaryota; Metazoa; Mollusca; Bivalvia; Venerida; Veneridae.